UGCAAAGUGUCAGUACAAAUAUUCCACAGGGUCACUUCUCUCAUACCGUCCAGCUCAUCACAACGCAUCUCUCGUCAAAUUACAAGUGGGAACACUUCCUGGAACGCAAGAAUCAUCUCCGGUGAUUCUAUUUAUCCCGUCUGCAAUUGAAGUGGAGUCAGUUAAAAUUUUCUUCCAAUACAUCAUCAACAGACAAUCAUCAUAAGUUAAACAAUUAUGUAUCUUCAGGCCUUCACCAUUGGACUCGGCCUCCUAACUGCCUUCGCUCAGCCCACUGAGUUACCGAAAGACAAUAUCGACAUACUGGAGACCUUAAUUAAUUGCGUACAGAAUUACAACGCAACUGCGCAUCAAUUGGAAGCGAAAAAAAGUGAUCAUAAACCCCUCGAAGGGCGAUCGAAUUGUCUCGAGUCGUGCUUCAAAGAAUUACGAGAAAAUCUAACAAAAAGCGAAGUCUUUACUCAGAAGGAAGUAGCUGAAAGGAUUUCCAAAGUGUCUUCUGCUGAUAGUCACCUCAAAUCGGCAGUGAUUUCCUGCACAAAAGAUCGAAAUGCCGAAGGGGUUGACGACUGCAAAUCUACAAAGCGUUUACUCGACUGUUUGAAGCAGAAGAUUGAUUGUCCGAACAGAAACGAUUGCAUUUUGAGUAUUCUAUUUACUGUAACGGGCGCUUGAAGGCAAAAAUAGAUGCACUGAUAACAAUGAGAAGACCAUCGCCUAGCAUCAGACCAUAUAGUAUCUAACUGCAGAUGAUUGUGUAUCGAAAGAAUCGACUACUGCAGCAACAUAAGAAGCGCAUUUUUGACUUUACCCAUGAUACUGUUAUAAUUUUCAAUAAACUAUUGAGAGAACUCUCGCUUAUACUACAAACCUAA
This is a messenger RNA of Fopius arisanus, 875 nucleotides long. RefSeq lists its product as uncharacterized. The coding region runs from base 217 to 675 and encodes 152 amino acids. Lineage: Eukaryota; Metazoa; Arthropoda; Insecta; Hymenoptera; Braconidae. The record is from RefSeq and is a predicted model, not a curated record. Gene Ontology annotation, molecular function: odorant binding. The transcript has 5 exons.